Nematocida ausubeli is the source of this 750-nucleotide messenger RNA. RefSeq lists its product as uncharacterized. The record is from RefSeq and is a predicted model, not a curated record. Bases 1 to 750 code for a protein of 249 amino acids. Lineage: Eukaryota; Fungi; Microsporidia. The transcript has a single exon.
AUGGAUCUUCUGAAGAGUGCCAAACAGGAUACUUCAGAAAGCGCCAGCAAAAGAACAGAGCUGCUGGAAAACAUAAAAAAAGUGGCAGAGGAAAUAAUCCAGGAGACCAGCACAAUCAGCAAAUGGAUAUCACAGACAGCACACCAGACACUGCGAAACUAUCAAAGGCAGAGGCAGGAAGCCGUCCGGAGAGAGGGUCUUUUGCAGAACACGCUUGCUCAGCUGAAGGAGGAAAACAUAAAGCUGCUUGAGGAAAGACAAAGGCUAGCUCAAAAAACAGAAACAGAGCAGGAGGAAAUAAAAAAUAUGAAGGCGUCGCAGCAGGGAAUGGAGGAAAGACAGCGACAGGCUCUUCAGAAGAAGUAUGUGCUUGGGCAGACCCUGUCCCAGAUGUCGGCACACAUUGUGCAGCUGAAAAGAGCCCUCAAGCAGGAGGAGGAAAAGGAAGAGAAGGAGAGAGUGCGUAUUAAGAAGGAGAUUGAGUACUACUCUCGCCUAUUCGACCUCUCUAUUACUGCGGUAGAGGAUGGUUCGGUUUUGUUCCUUUUUAAAAUACAUGAGAGUGAGUAUUACUUCCAGAUAAGCAUGACCGACACGUACCACAUAGUAAAGGCUAGCAUUGAUGAAAAGAGAUACAAGCCUGCUUUAAAAGAGUUAGAGGACACACAUGAUGUAUUUAUGUUUGUAAAGAGGAUGAAAGACCUAUUUGAGGAAGAAAGCACAAGGAAGCUAAAGGAAAACACUGUGUAG